UUUCCUAGUUUAAGGUGUCGUCUGCUUCUUUCAUGAUAUAUUUGGAAUAUGAUUUUGACCUUACAGACCUAAAGUGUCUUUAAAGCAAUACUGACAGAAUUUUUACAUAAUACUUUAAUUGUCAAUUAAAACUAUCUAAAAAUUAAAUAAUUUAUCAAAAUGGCUUCUCGUUCACUCAUUAAAUAUAUGCUACAGUCAAAACUACUGAUUCCUCAACUUCAUCGAGGAGCAACAUCUAUGUCUGCUUUCGAAAUUCAACACAGAACACCUACAAUUAAAAAAGUUAUGCCAAUUCCAAAGGCUCAUUACGGUGGUCGACAUACUGUUACUAUUUUACCUGGAGCAGGUAUUGGUCCUGAACUAAUGGGAUAUGUAAAAGAGGUAUUUACUUUUGCCGGGGUACCAGUAGAUUUUGAAGACAUCGAUAUCGAUCCAAAUGCUGAUAAUAAUGAUGAUCUAUUUUAUGCUAUAACAUCAAUUCGCAGAAAUGGAGUGGCACUCAAGGGAAAUAUUGAAACCAGAAGUAGAGAAGCGGGUGUUCUUUCUCGUAAUGUCGCAUUACGCAAUGAAUUAGAUUUAUAUGUUAAUGUACUGCAUUGUGUAUCGUAUAAAGGUGUUCGAUCACGACAACAAAAUAUAGAUAUUGUAAUAAUUAGGCAAAAUACAGAAGGAGAAUACGCCAUGUUGGAACAUGAAAGUGUUGAUGGCGUGGUAGAAAGCAUGAAAGUUAUUACUAAAUCGAAUUCUGAACGUGUGGCCCGUUAUGCUUUUGAAUAUGCAAAACGUAAUAAUAGAAAGAAAAUCACCACCGUUCAUAAAGCCAAUAUAAUGAAACUUUCAGAUGGUUUAUUUUUAGAAACUUCACGUAGAGUUGCCAAAGACUAUCCAGACAUUCAACAUAAUGAUAUGAUUAUUGAUAACACGUGUAUGCAACUUGUAUCGAAUCCUCAUCAAUUCGAUGUUGUCCUGACAACAAAUUUAUACGGUGCUAUUGUAUCAAAUGUAGUAUGUGGUUUAUUAGGAGGAGCAGGACUUUUAGCAGGAAAGAAUUAUGGAAAUCAUUAUACAAUAUUCGAACCAGGCACUCGCAAUACGGGAAAGAAAAUAGCUGGAAAAAAUGUCGCGAAUCCAAUUGCUAUGUUAAAUGCUGCUGUUGACAUGUUACGUCAUCUUGGACAUAAGGAACAUGCAACUUUGAUUCAAAAUGCUAUUAAUAAAACUGUUAAUGAAGGAGUACACACACAAGAUCUUGGUGGUUCUGCAUCGAGCAGGGAUGUUAUUGAUAAUAUUAAGAAACAUAUUAAAAUUGCUUCAAUUUAGAGAAACUGGAGAUACUAGAUCUGUAAAGAAUUUCAAUAGUAUACUAUACAUAUAGCGUUAACUUUAUGAAUCAUUUCAACCAUAUAAAUUAAAUUGUUUUCACUAUAUUAAACAUUUGUACAUAUAAUGAGUUUAAGUCAUAAUGCUUUAUAAGCAUUAACGAAGUCACUUUGUUAAAUAAUGUAAAAUGUAAGAUGAAACAUCUUGAUAAUAAAGCUUUAAUAAUACAUUGA
Messenger RNA from Leptopilina boulardi, 1553 nucleotides. RefSeq names its product isocitrate dehydrogenase [NAD] subunit gamma, mitochondrial (gene Idh3g). The record is from RefSeq and is a predicted model, not a curated record. Gene Ontology annotation, biological process: isocitrate metabolic process; tricarboxylic acid cycle. Bases 160 to 1320 code for a protein of 386 amino acids. The transcript is spliced from 2 exons. Gene Ontology annotation, cellular component: mitochondrion. Lineage: Eukaryota; Metazoa; Arthropoda; Insecta; Hymenoptera; Figitidae.